Messenger RNA from Vidua chalybeata, 1270 nucleotides. It is a transcript of the gene OTUD3, whose product is annotated as OTU deubiquitinase 3. Gene Ontology annotation, molecular function: cysteine-type deubiquitinase activity. NCBI's taxonomy places the organism in Eukaryota, Metazoa, Chordata, Aves, Passeriformes, Viduidae. The record is from RefSeq and is a predicted model, not a curated record. The transcript has 8 exons. The coding region runs from base 41 to 1210 and encodes 389 amino acids. Gene Ontology annotation, biological process: protein deubiquitination.
GUGACGCGGCCGGUGCCGCAGGCGCGGGGCCCCGGCGGGGAUGUCCCGCAAACAGGCGGGCAAGGCCCGGCCCAGCGCCAGCGCCAGCGCCGCCAGGAAGCGCCGGCGGCCCCGGCAUUCCCCCGCCGGACCGGCCAAGGGCUCCGCUCCGGGCAACAGCGGCGGCCUCGCCGGGCAGCUCCGGGCCCUCGGCCUCAAGCUGCGAGAAGUGCCGGGAGAUGGCAACUGCUUGUUCCGGGCCCUGGGGGACCAGCUGGAGGGGCACUCCCGGAACCACCUGCGGCACCGCCAGGAGACCGUGCAGUUCAUGGUGAGGCAGCGCGGGGACUUCGAGCCCUUCGUGGAGGAUGAUGUGCCCUUUGACAAACAUGUUGCCAAUUUGGCCAAGCCUGGUACUUUUGCUGGCAAUGAUGCUAUUGUGGCCUUUGCAAGGAACAAUCAAAUGAAUGUGGUUAUUCAUCAGCUCAACACUCCUCUGUGGCAGAUCCGGGGCACAGACAGGAGCGAUGCCCGGGAGCUGCACAUCGCCUACAGGUACGGGGAGCACUACGACAGCAUCAGGAGGCUCAGCGAUGACUCGGAAGCUCCGGCUUACCUUCGGAUGGAGAUGCUUUGCAAGAACGAUUCGAAUAAGGCAGAGGAAGUGAAGCCACAGAAGGGCAACUCUGAAGAUGAGACUCACGUGGAUAUGGAAGAUGCUGUACAAAAAGUGUGCAGUGCAACUGGGUGUUCAGACAUGGAUUUAGUAAGCCACAUUCUGGAGGUGGAGGACUACAACGUGGAGUCUGCAAUAUUUGCCAUCUUGCAGGUGAAGGAAGGGGAAGGAAUGGGUACGGAGGAGCAGCAGGAGCCCCUGGGCAGGGAGCAAAAAUCCUGCAGCAGGACACUGUGGGAAGAGAAUGGAACUGGUUCAAGAAUCUUUGGAAAUCAGAGCUUGCAUCAAGGUGAAGCAGAGAACAACAAGGGACAAGCUGGAUCCAGGGAAGAGAACCGAGCCAGCAGAAACCCAAAGGUGUGUGAGUGGUUUGGCAGCAAGGUAGCCAAGAAGCAAAGGAAGGAGCAGCAGCAGCUGGAGAAGAAGAAGCGGCAGGAGGAGAGGCACCGGCAGAAGGUCCUGGCCACCAAGAGGGACAGUGCAGACCCCAGGACAGAGACAGACCCAGCCAGCCACAUCACCCUGGUGAAGGCCAUGGCAGCCCUAAACAUAUGACUCAGUGCCCUGAUGAGAAAAGCAAAUAAAACUGAUGAAGGCAAAAUUCCCCCAGGAGAA